Messenger RNA from Mus musculus (house mouse), 5195 nucleotides. RefSeq names its product Yip1 domain family, member 6 (gene Yipf6). The coding region runs from base 452 to 1162 and encodes 236 amino acids. The transcript is spliced from 7 exons. Gene Ontology annotation, biological process: endoplasmic reticulum to Golgi vesicle-mediated transport. Lineage: Eukaryota; Metazoa; Chordata; Mammalia; Rodentia; Muridae. The record is from RefSeq and is marked validated. Gene Ontology annotation, cellular component: Golgi trans cisterna; Golgi apparatus; membrane.
AAGUUCGGCUAAGUUCAGCUAGGUUCGGCUGAAUGCCACUUGGCUCGGCUAAGUUUGGCUGGGGCCUCUGGGCUCGAUUGGGUUCGGCUGAGCAUCACGGGGCUCGAUUGGGUUCAGCUGAGCAUCACUGGGCUCCAUUGGGUUCGGCUGGGAGUUUGCUGGAGCCUGGGGCACCGCUGGGCGAGCCGGCGCUUCUAGCCUGCACUCUCAGUGGGCGUGGAAGGCGGAGCGCCCCCUAGCGAAACUGCGUCCCCAAACAGUGAGCAAAUAGGCUCGCGCUCGAGCCUCGGAGGCUACCGGAGCACCGGAACUCGGCUGGGCGCCGCAGCAGCCAGCCUCAGGCGCCGGCGGUGACGCCGUCUUAACGCGACCGCGCGCUGACCAGCCCCGGUCUCCACGUCUCAGGUUUCGCAGAGACGCAUGGGAGGGGAGCAGUUGGAGGUUUAUCAAGAUGGCGGAAGCGGAGGACUCUCCGGGAGAACAGGAGGCAGCGGCAUCCAAGCCCCUGUUUGCAGGGUUGUCUGAUGUGUCAAUUUCUCAGGACAUUCCCAUAGAAGGGGAGAUUACCAUCCCCUCCAGAGCUCGUGCUCAAGAACAUGACAGCUCCACACUGAAUGAAUCCAUUCGUCGGACCAUUAUGCGAGAUCUAAAAGCUGUGGGAAGGAAAUUUAUGCAUGUUUUAUAUCCAAGGAAGAGUAAUGCACUGUUAAGAGACUGGGACCUGUGGGGCCCAUUGAUACUUUGUGUGACACUUGCAUUGAUGUUACAGAAAAGUUCCAUUGAUGGGAAGAAUGAUGGCGGAGGCCCAGAAUUCGCAGAAGUAUUUGUUAUCAUCUGGUUUGGAGCAGUUACCAUCACGCUGAAUUCCAAACUUCUUGGCGGAAACAUUUCUUUUUUUCAGAGUCUCUGUGUAUUAGGGUACUGCAUUCUUCCUUUGAACAUCGCAAUGCUGAUCUGCCGCUUGCUGCUUUUGGCUGGACAGGGACCAAUAAACUUCAUGAUUCGGCUUUUUGUAGUGUUGUUGAUGUUCGCUUGGUCCGUGGUGGCAUCUACAGCAUUCCUUGCUGACAGCCAGCCUCCAAACAGAAAAGCCCUGGCAGUGUAUCCUGUCUUUUUAUUCUACUUUGUCAUCAGUUGGAUGAUACUCACGUUCACGCCAUGAGUCAGGAUACACACAUUCAACACCAAUGAACUGAAGGCUCACCUGAAAGAUAAUGGUUAUCAACAACAACAACUUCUCCCACUCUUGUACAAUUGUUGGGGUAUUAAAAGGGGGCCACAUGCCACUGUUGUCAUUUAUAUAAGAAACUGAUAUUUGCAAGGCUGUCCUUUUCCUCUUAAUGUUAUUCUUUUCAAAUACUUGUACAUCCCAUAGAUAGUAACAUGCCUCCUUAAGGCAUGAUGAAGCUAUUCGUGUGACCCAGUGACUCGAGCAAGUGGAUCCACUCUACAGAUUACAGAGUUGGUGACCAUCUUCAGCUUGGAGAAGAUUUGUUCAGGUGCAGCUCUUAAACACAUUGCCUUAUGACUAUUAGAAUAUGCCUCUUUUCAUAAAUAACAGUCUGUAUCCAUUGAUUUUCUUUUCUCCCCCAAACUCGAGAAGGCAACAGCAAGAGGUUAGGAACGAGGUUUGUAGAUGUGGGAAGAGAAAACGUGUUAACUAGUUUCAGAUUUUGAUCAGAGGUACCGCUGUACUUGGUUUGUCGUUUGUUUUUAAGCAAAUAACAUCUAAGGAAUCCGCUUUUAAAAUAUUUUUGUAUACUUACUUUUCUGUCACGUGUAACAGAGGCUCCGCUUACAUUCUAGUUUUUAACCUUUCAUACAGUGACAGCAGUCAAACAUGCAACUCUAACUGAAGUGCUUGAUGGUUUAAUGCUUGAGCUUUCCUAAGUAGUAGAGGAUCAGAAAUCGAGGUUUAUGGUUUGUAGUGCAUAUUGUCAUGUGGGUACCUUCCUUUAAGGUAUAGCUUGGCUAUUGCGUAUUUAAAAGAAUCUAUUUUGUACAACCCAGCCUCAGAUUAGAAAGAAAGGCUACAUCAGAAGCGUGCAUUUAACCAAAUGGACAUAGAGAUCUAGUGUUCUGAAGACUGGAUAAUGGAAGAAUGCGUACAUACAUGAUGAAGGGUUAGUUGAGUUUAUAGCUGCUGCCUUUCCAUAGUGGGCUCAGCAGGGUUUUUUUGUUUUUGUUUGUUUGUUUUGAUUAUAUAUGGAGGAAUUUUUUUUUUUGGAGUUGGGGGCUAGGGAAUAACAAUUUUUUUGUGUGUUUUAGACUUUAUUUGUAAAGCUAAUUAGCUUCCCUUUAGAUAUGUACAUUUUGCACAUGUGCAUCUACCUGUCCUCUCAGAUAUUUACGCACAAGAGUGAAGGCUUUUCAGGGAACAGAACAUCUAGGGCAGGCUGAUUUUCAGCUAAACAGGACUCCUGUAAGAUAGUAAGCACCGAUGCCUUCUGUAUGUGUCAUAUUGAACUCUAAUAGAUGAAGAUUAGGAGUCAGAGAACAUUCAUUGUAAAUAUGCACUUACUUGUAAAGAUAGAAAUGUCUUAUUCCAUGUGUUUUAUCAUAGAAUUGAAAUAUUUAUUGAUUUUUGUAUUUAAAGACUACCUUCAUAUAAAUAUAUAACUCUAAAAACAUAAUUUUUCUCAUUCUCAAAGUAACCAAAUGAGCAACACUAGGCCAAAUGGGUUCAUGGGAUGAGUUACAAAGCAUUGCUGAGUUUAUCCUCUCUGUCCCAACCUUACUUACCUAAUGGUUUGGAGAUAUAGAUUUGAAUUCAUUGUAAUUUAUGUUUUAAAUUAUAAACCUUGUAAGGAUAAAUCUGGUAUUUCAAUCUUGAAAACUUUAAAACUAACCCUAAUAUUUGAAAUUUGUCAUAAAAUAUCAUUUCUUUCCUGUAUCGAAAAUUUUAAACUUUCCCUUCAAAUAUCUUCCCUAAGUUGUUUCAUAAUAUGCCCAAGUAAUUAUAAUAACAAAGUAACCAUACUUCUCAAAUUUAGUCUUUACUGGAUUUUACUCAGGUGAAACAUUUCCUCUGAAAUUCCUAAGGCCACAAGCCGUAAGGGUUUUGGAGGGUUAAACACGUUGGAUAUAAGGCAGCUUGAUCCUGUGUGUGUUAAUCUGUUGCCCUUGGGUGAUUUGCUGAAUGGUUUUUAUAUGGCUUAAAAGGGGAAUUUAGGACUGAGGCUGUAGUUCAGUGAUAGAGCAUUAGCCAGGCAUGCACAGCACUCUAGGUUCAAUCCUGGGCAUUGCCAAAAAAAAAAGGUGGAUAAACUGGAGGCCUAAUUUCUUUUUUUCUGGAAUUAAAUGAUCAGAGGAUAUAAAUAUUUUAAUAUAUGCAAAAAAUCUGUUGCUUUCUAUGACAAAUGAAGUCCUGACUCUGGAAGUUGUAAUCUAGCUUUUCCUGGUUCGCUACAAAGGCACAUGGUUGACUGUAGAAAUGAGGCCUGGAAGGGCAGAAGCGCCCAGGGAAGGACCUCCUGUUCUAAGAUGGUGCAGUUUCAUGCUGCUGGUGAGUUUGAAGCUUUUUUGCAGACUGCGCAUGGCUAUUGUAGCCGACUCCGACGAUCACCUGCUGCUUCCACAUCUCAGACCAUGACACUGUUUUACAUGGCUUAGCAAUAGGAAGAGUAGAGACUUGAUUUAAUUGGGCUUCAGAUUACAAAAUCUCUAGUGAUGACAAUGUCUUUGAAUGUUUUAUAUGUUUAUAAUCAGAUAUUGAGGUGUGUGUGUGUGUGUGUGUGUGUGUGUGUGUGUGUGUGUGUGUGUUUGGUUUGGCUUCAAAGUUAUGUAAGUUGAAUUUGAUCUUUUCAUUGUGGGAUCUUUCUUUUCGUUGGGCAAAGUUACGUGGCAUGAGACUAAUGAUAAGCUGUUGACUCUCUUUUAUAAAUAGUACCCUCAAAAAUGUGAUUAGAAGACUACUAAGCCUAUACUUGGAGAUAUAAUCUGCUGACUUACUGCAUUUUAGCUGCCUGCUUAUUCCUGGAGAUGAAAAUGAAAUUUUGUUGGUUGAUAUUUUUGGGUACCAUCAAGUCGUGUUAGUAUGGUUUGAACACUGAAGUGAUCUUUAACUAGACUGUUGGUUUCUAUGAUGGUUGGAUGGAAGUAAAUAAAUGUAUGAAUGUUGAUGGAUCCAUGUAUGUAAAUUAGAGGUCCUCCUCUAGAUUCUGUGUGCUUUUGUUAUAAAUAUAGAACUGACAGGGACAAUAAUUUAUGAUUAUUAAUAACUAACAGUUAUUGGGCAUUUACUGUAUACCAAUUUACUAUUCUAAUUUUAAAAGAACUUUUGUAAUGCUUUAUUAAAGUCCACUUUACCAUGAAAAUUCAUCCUUUCAAGGUGUACAAUUCAGCAGUCCUUACUAUCUUUACGGAAUUACGCAAGCAGCACCACUAUUUAAUUUGAGAAUGUCUGUAUCACUGUGCAGAGAAACAAGCCACUCCUGUUCUCUCUGCACCUCCAGUCCCUGUGGACUACCAGUCUGCUUUCUAUCCAUCUUGGCCAGGUACUAUUCUCAAUGCCUGGUUCCUCCACUCUUCAACAGAAAGUGCUACAAUUCUCAUUUUACAGUAGAAAAUUUAGGCACAGAAAUGUAAUUGCCCAAGAUCAUGUAUUGAUGCAUGCAAGUGAAUUGAUGGUAAGAACACAUUAGAUGAAAUGCAGUUUGUAUUACACUCUUAGGCACAUAGAAUGAGCACAUUCCUUCCCAGAGUAUGCCCCCUCUUACUCACCUUUGCAUCCUGGAACUGAUUGGACGUAGAUAUGUCUUUUUUUUUUUUCCAGAGUAAUGACCUCUGGCAUCUGAGCACACAAAGCAGGCAGACUUAAAAAGACAGGUUUACGGCCCUUACUCCUCAUUGACCCCCCCCCCCGUUUCCUCUCUUCACACACACACAAUCAAUUUUUCCUUAAGCUUGAAGAGUCAAACUACUACUUAAAAAUCUUCCAUUUCACGUUUACCACUUAGGGUACUGGGUCUAUUUCUAAGACUUAAGAUUAAAGUCAUUCAAGUACUGAAUGCCUUUCUAUUCGGAUAGAUGUGAUGAGAAUAAAGACUUUGCCUUAAUAAAGCUUGUUCCUUUCUGGUCUUUGGUACUCUACUCUAGUCCUGGUCUUUCCUAUGAGCAAUAAACCUGUGCAAAGAAACCUGGAAAAUGGUUUGUGGAUGUUAUAUGUGCCAAUAAAUCCAUUAGAAAGAGAUAAA